Messenger RNA from Balaenoptera musculus (blue whale), 4754 nucleotides. RefSeq names its product MDM2 proto-oncogene (gene MDM2). Gene Ontology annotation, molecular function: ubiquitin protein ligase activity; identical protein binding. The transcript has 12 exons. The record is from RefSeq and is a predicted model, not a curated record. Lineage: Eukaryota; Metazoa; Chordata; Mammalia; Artiodactyla; Balaenopteridae. The coding region runs from base 620 to 2095 and encodes 491 amino acids. Gene Ontology annotation, biological process: regulation of cell cycle; negative regulation of apoptotic process. Gene Ontology annotation, cellular component: nucleus.
CCGGCGAGCUGCGCUCGGACGGCAGGGGGCGCGCAUCCGGCGCACCUCGGCCAGCUCGGCAUCUUUGGGGGCCUAUGCGGCCCGGUGUGACUGGAAGGAAAAUGGAGCAAGACGCCUAGCCUGAGGGGUAGCUCUUACCCCUCUGACCGAGGUCCUGCCGCUUUCGCCGCUAGGAACCUCCUUCUCCUCCGGACCUAGUGCGUUCGAGCGCCCCGGCGGCCUGGGCCCGGCGAGUGGAAUGGUCGCCGAGGCCCAGGGCGUCGGGCUUCCGCGCGCCCCGUGACGGGAACUAGGGAGCCUCGAGGGACAGGUCCCUCACCCACCCCGCCGACUCCGACUCCAGGCGCGGCAAACCCCAAUUAGUGAGCAGCAGCUUGUAUCUACCGGGCGCUACGUCUGGGCGAGAUUGGACUGGUACUGGGGGCAGGUUGACUCAGCUUUUCCUGUGGGGCUGGUCAAGUUCGGACACGUUCCGCGUCGGCAGUAGAAGGAGCUAAGCCCUGACUUGUCUCCAGCUGGGGCUAUUUAAACCAUGCCUUUCCCCAGCUGUAUUCACUGGCUGUUUGAGAGAGAGAGCCUGUGGUCACCGAGCUGUAGCAUUUUCUGCUGAUCCAGGCAAAUGUGCAAUACCAACAUGUCUGUGUCUACUGAUGGUGCUGUAAGCACCUCACAGAUUCCAGCUUCGGAACAAGAGACCCUGGUUAGACCAAAGCCAUUGCUUUUGAAGUUGUUGAAGUCUGUUGGUGCACAGAAGGACACCUAUACUAUGAAAGAGGUUAUAUUUUAUCUUGGCCAGUAUAUUAUGACUAAACGAUUAUAUGAUGAGAAACAACAGCAUAUUGUGUAUUGUUCAAAUGAUCUUCUAGGGGAUUUGUUUGGAGUGCCAAGCUUCUCUGUGAAAGAGCACAGGAAAAUAUAUACAAUGAUUUAUAGAAACUUGGUGGUAGUCAAUCAGCAGGAACCAUCAGAUUCAGGCACAUCUGUGAGUGAAAACAGGUGUCACCUUGAAGGUGGGAGUGUUCAAAAGGACCUUGUGCAAGAGCUACAGGAAGAGAAACCUUCAUCUUCAGAUUUGGUUUCUAGACCAUCUACCUCAUCUAGAAGGAGAGCAGUUAGUGAGACAGAAGAAAAUUCAGAUGAAUUACCUGGUGAACGACAAAGAAAGCGCCACAAAUCUGAUAAUAUUUCCCUUUCCUUUGAUGAAAGCCUUGCUCUGUGUGUAAUAAGGGAGAUAUGUUGUGAAAGAAGCAGUAGCAGUGAAUCGACAGGGACUCCGUCAAAUCCGGAUCUUGAUGCUGGUGUAAGUGAACAUUCAGGUGAUUGGUUGGAUCAGGAUUCAGUUUCAGAUCAAUUCAGUGUAGAAUUUGAAGUUGAGUCUCUUGAUUCAGAAGAUUAUAGCCUUAGUGAAGAAGGACAAGAACUCUCAGAUGAAGAUGAUGAGGUAUAUCGAGUUACUGUGUAUCAGGCGGGGGAGAGUGAUACAGAUUCAUUUGAAGAAGAUCCUGAAAUUUCCUUAGCUGACUAUUGGAAGUGUACUUCAUGCAGUGAAAUGAAUCCUCCCCUUCCACCUCAUUGCAACAGAUGUUGGGCCCUUCGUGAAAAUUGGCUUCCUGAAGAUAAAGGGAAAGAUAAAGGGAAAAUGUCUGAGAAAGCCAAACUAGAAAACUCAGCACAAGUAGAAGAGGGCUUUGAUGUCCCUGACUGUAAGAAAUCUACAGUGAAUGAUUCCAAAGAAUCAUGUGUUGAGGAAAAUGAUGAUAAGAUCACACAAGCCUCCCUAUCCCAAGAAAGUGAGGACUAUUCUCAGCCAUCAACUUCUAAUAGUAUCAUUUAUAGUAGCCAAGAAGAUGUCAAAGAGUUUGAGAGGGAAGAAACACAAGACAAAGAAGAAAGUGUGGAAUCUAGUUUUCCUCUUAAUGCCAUUGAACCUUGUGUGAUUUGCCAAGGUCGACCUAAAAAUGGUUGCAUCGUCCAUGGCAAAACAGGACAUCUUAUGGCAUGCUUUACAUGUGCAAAGAAGCUAAAAAAAAGGAAUAAGCCCUGCCCCGUAUGCAGACAACCAAUUCAAAUGAUUGUGCUAACUUAUUUCCCCUAGUUGAACUACCUAUAAAAGUAGAAUUAUAUAUUUCUAACUAUAUAAACCCCAAAAUUUAGACAUGAAAUUUAUUUUUAUUUUUUUAGCUGUAUCAAAGCAAGAAAGUAUCUUACUACAUGUAGAUUUCUCCCAAUAGUGAAUAGUUACUUCCUUUUAGGAAAAUGCCCCUUCUGUUGAUAUUUUAUAUUUGGGUUUUAAUGUAAUUUGGAUUGGAUAUAGAGUUCAUCCUUUGCCCCUCUACCCCUUUUUUUUUUUUGGGCUGCACUGCUCCACACGUGGAUCUUAGUUCCCCAACCAGGGAUCAAACCCGCGCCGCCUGCAGUGGUAGUGCAGAGUCUUAACCACUGUACCAUCAGGGAAAUUCCUACCGCUCAUUAUUUUAAAUAAUUUCCACUUUCUCUUAAAUGAGAAGUAUCUUACCUUUUAAAAAAUAUAUAAGUAGGACAUUUAAAUGUAACUUAUUCAGUACCUUUCAUGUAAGGAGGAAAAGUUCGUGUGAAAGAUUUAAUAUUUAAAUUUUACAUACUCUUAAACUUUCCAAUCCUUAGUUUCUCUAGUCUUUCAGAGCCUCUUAAAAUAUAAGUCCCCUACAUACAAACCUUCAAAUUGCCAACUUUCAAAGAUGUGAACGUGAGCUGGCAUGUCCAGUCACGAAAGGUCACGUGAGUGGAGUACAUUGUCACGUGCGUGCAUCCUCUACAAAUGGUUGUGCUUUUGUGUACUUUAUAGAGUACAGUAGUAUAGUAUCUUUAUUUCAAGCCCAGGAUGUCCGGAAGCAAGCAUAAAAGCAGCAGUGAUGUAGCUGGUACUGCUGAUGGAAACAAAAGUGAAAAUAAUUGAGAGAGUGGAGUGACAAGAGGAAGAAGUAACAGAAGAACCAAAGAGAUUCACGACGCAGAAAAUGGCAAGGGUUUUUUCUUUAUUUGAGGAGGCACUGUUAGUUUUUGAGGCACAGGACCCGAACGUAGAAUGGUACACGAAGGUUGCAGCAGCCAUUCAGAAUGCAGUCCAGUGCUCCCGUGUUACCUAUGAGGAGAAAAAAAGAGCUACUACCCAGACAUCAUGGGAUCGUUUUUUCCAGAGGGUAGGUAGAGUUGAAUCCAGCAAGGAACCAGAACCUGUGCCAUCAGCGUCUGGUGUGAGUGAAAUUGCAGCUUGCCCUCAUCUCCUGUUGCUGACAAUCCUUCAGCUCUGUCAUCUCCCACCUCCUCUCCCUCCUCCAGUCAGUAACUCUUCUUGCCUGUUCACUUGAUGCUAGCCCCUGUAUGCCAGCUGUUGUACUGUACUACUGUACUUUACAAGGUACUGUACUGUAAGAUUAAAAAUGUUUUCUUUAUUUUUUGUGUUUGUUUUUUAUGUGUUAUUUGUGUGAAAAGAUUAUAAACCUAUUACAGUACAGUACUAUAUAGCCGAUUGUGUUAGUUGUGUUAGGUACCUGGGCUAAUUUUGUUGGACUUACGAACAGAUUGGACUUAGGAACGGGCUCUCGGAACUGAACUCGUUUGUUGCAGGGGACUUACUGUAUUCUUUCUAGAUAAAAGAAAUAGGUAGAUCGUUUUGGUGCUAUGUAAGUAGCACUUACAUAUUUCUCAUUCUCCAGUCUCUUUGAUAUGGUAAGGGAUAUAAUAAACAGAAGGACUGUUUGUUUUUAUACUAGCUGAAAUUGUCCUAACUUCUCUCUAAAUUGUCCAAAAAUUAUAAGAAUGACAUCCUAUAAGAAUGACAGGAUCAGAACAUAAAAUUCUGAAAUAACUCUCAAACUGUAUAGAUUAACAUCUUGAUUUAUAUUAAAUCUUCAACGAAAUAGUGGAAAAUAACAACUUUGAUUUAAGGUCCCAGUGUAUUUCUCCCAUAUAUGUCAGUCGUACAUACUCAGGUGAGGACAAUAAAAUUAACUGAGCUGUGAGUUUAGAAUAGAACUGAGGGAUAAUUUUGCACAGCAAGUUUGUGUGCCAGUUACAGAACAUUGUAUUAAACUUUAAAAACAAAAACCACACACACAUAUGACUUACCCAUGUAUGGAUAUGUAAGUAAUGGCUGAAGGAUCAGCACCUUAGCCAAAGAGUGGUCCUCAAAUACAGUAAAGCUUUAUUAAUUUGGGAUUUAUAAUACUUCAACUAGAACUAAGUAGAAUUGAUCCUCUCUGAGGACAGAGAAAUAAAGAUGAGAUUAUAAACAUUGUACAGUCAGCCCUCCAUACCUGUGGAUUCAGCAUCCAUGGAUUUAACCAACCAUUGGUUUGGAAAUAUUCAGGAAAAAGAUUCCAGAAAGUUUCAGAAAGAACACUUGAAUUUGCUGUGCACUGGCAGCUACAUAGCAUUUGCAUUGUGUCAGGUAUUUAAAUCUAGAGAUUUAAAGUAUAUGGGAGGAUGUGCAUAGGUUAUAUGCAAAUACCAUACCAUUUUAUCUAAGGGACUUGAGCAUCGAAGAUUUUGGUGUCCCGGGGUGUGGGGGGGGGGCAUCUUGGAACCAAUUCACCAUGGAUACUGAGGGGCAACUGUAUAUUAUUCAGUGAUUCUGCUGUUUACAAAACAUUCAAAUUGGUGCAAAUAGAGUUUCAUUCACCAUAUAUAUGCAUUACUAAUGCAGUCUUGAUUGUCUAAAUUUUUAGGUGUAGCAUACGUUUUAUUGAUUUACAAAUAAAAGAUUAAAUGUUUAA